Vairimorpha ceranae is the source of this 336-nucleotide messenger RNA. RefSeq lists its product as hypothetical. The record is from RefSeq and is a predicted model, not a curated record. NCBI's taxonomy places the organism in Eukaryota, Fungi, Microsporidia, Nosematidae. The transcript has a single exon. The coding region runs from base 1 to 336 and encodes 111 amino acids.
AUGAAAAUAUUUACUAACUUAGCAGAAUUAUAUUCUUAUUUUUCACCAUCUGAAGUUUAUUCUAAUUUUAUAAAAUACAAAGAAAAUUUUAUAUCAUCAGAUAUCACUGAUGAAAAUGUAUUACUCUGUUAUAAAUAUACAUUUUUUUAUCUGUAUACAAAAUCUAAAGUUAAGUACAAAACAUUUUGCAGUGGAAUUAUUAAAGAAAAAAUAUUUAAAGCUUGUUUAUCAGAAGUAAAAAGCAAUUUAAAAAAAUUUGUUCCUCUGACAAAAACUGCCAGUAAAAAGGAACAUGUUCCUGUAUGUAAUUUAUAUUCUGUUUAUAAAUAUUCUUGA